GUCUUAGUCUGCGGUCAUUGCUGAGGUUUUCGGGACUUUCCAGGCAAGGGCUAGCCAGGUCCUUUGCCUCCAACUCACGCCGCCCCUGCAGCCCGCCUGGGACACCCCAGGUCCGGGGGAUUCUACUCUCUCCCGGGGAACCGACGCCCCAACUUUCUACGCGCUGUCUGCGCCCCCCUGACUGGCCGUCGGCUCUUGCGCCAAGAGAGUCGCACGCAUCUUCCUGGGGCCAGCAACGCUCCCAACCUCUUAGCUCGCCCUCCUCCUCCCCGGAGCGAGUGUGGGGCUGGGCGAGCCCGGAUCCGGGGUGCACUUGAGCGAUCCCAGCUCUCGGGAUUCGCCCAAGCCUCAGAGCCGACCCUCGAGGGGGUCCAGGCCUCUUACUCUGAACCUCAGAUCCGCCCCCGUCUUUUCUCUCCAAACCCCCGUGCCCGCCGCGUACAGGCCGGGCGGAGUACCUGGGCGCGCGGGCCGCAUCGCCCCGUCGGGUGCCGAGCGCACCAUGGCCGGCUGCUGCUGUCUGUCGGCGGAGGAGAAGGAAUCGCAGCGCAUCAGCGCGGAGAUCGAGCGGCAGCUUCGUCGGGACAAGAAGGACGCGCGCCGCGAGCUCAAGCUGCUGCUGCUGGGAACUGGUGAAAGUGGGAAAAGCACCUUUAUCAAGCAAAUGAGAAUUAUCCAUGGGUCUGGUUACAGCGAUGAAGACAGAAAGGGGUUCACGAAGCUGGUUUACCAAAACAUAUUCACCGCCAUGCAAGCCAUGAUCAGAGCGAUGGACACCCUGAGGAUACAGUAUGUGUGUGAGCAGAAUAAGGACAACGCCCAGCUGAUCAGGGAGGUGGAAGUGGACAAGGUCUCCGUGCUCUCCGGGGACCAGGUGGAGGCCAUCAAGCAGCUGUGGCAGGACCCGGGAAUCCAGGAGUGCUACGACCGCCGGCGCGAGUACCAGCUGUCGGACUCUGCCAAGUACUACCUGACGGACAUCGACCGCAUCGCCAUGCCGUCGUUCGUGCCAACGCAGCAGGACGUGCUUCGCGUCCGCGUGCCCACCACUGGCAUCAUCGAGUACCCGUUUGACUUGGAAAACAUCAUCUUUCGGAUGGUGGAUGUUGGUGGCCAGCGAUCUGAGAGACGGAAAUGGAUUCACUGCUUUGAGAGUGUCACCUCCAUUAUUUUCUUGGUUGCUCUGAGCGAAUAUGACCAGGUCCUGGCUGAGUGUAACAACGAGAACCGCAUGGAAGAGAGCAAAGCCUUAUUUAAAACCAUCAUUACCUACCCCUGGUUUCUGAACUCAUCUGUGAUUUUGUUCUUAAAUAAGAAAGAUCUUUUGGAAGAGAAAAUCAUGUACUCUCAUCUAAUUAGCUAUUUCCCAGAAUACACAGGACCAAAGCAGGAUGUCAAAGCUGCCAGAGACUUUAUCCUGAAGCUGUACCAAGAUCAGAAUCCUGACAAAGAGAAAGUCAUCUACUCCCACUUCACGUGUGCUACAGAUACAGAGAAUAUCCGCUUUGUGUUUGCUGCUGUCAAAGACACGAUUCUCCAGCUCAACCUGAGGGAAUUCAACCUAGUUUAAAAGCUGCUGCGCAUUCCUCCCCUGUAACAGAAGACACGGUUUGCAAGCUCUUCUUGUUUUAUUUGCAAGUGCUUCUGACAUCGCCUGAGCCAGCCCCCUGUGCCAGGAACCAAGGACAUCAUGCGGAUCACAGGGAGAGAGAUGGGUGUUAGGACUUGGAAGAAAUUUGAGUUUACGAAAAUAUUUAAGUCUUUAAUUCUCAAGUUGUUUUUAUAAUUCUUUUCUUGACUUUCGUGUCAAGACACAACUCUUACAGUUUGUGUAAUCUUUGAAUUUGGUACUUUAUAGAAUUUUUAAAGGCCACCGUGAUUUACUGGUUUUUUUAAAUUAAAUUUUAAGUGUGUUUAAAAAUAGCCAUUUAAAAAUUAUGUAA
Molecule: messenger RNA, 1943 nt
Organism: Propithecus coquereli (Coquerel's sifaka)
Lineage: Eukaryota; Metazoa; Chordata; Mammalia; Primates; Indriidae
Gene: GNA14
Product: guanine nucleotide binding protein (G protein), alpha 14
Exons: 7
Coding region: 503-1570 (355 amino acids)
Biological process (GO): phospholipase C-activating dopamine receptor signaling pathway; action potential; adenylate cyclase-modulating G protein-coupled receptor signaling pathway
Cellular component (GO): heterotrimeric G-protein complex
Molecular function (GO): G-protein beta/gamma-subunit complex binding; guanyl nucleotide binding; G protein-coupled receptor binding
Source: RefSeq, a predicted model, not a curated record